Messenger RNA from Fibroporia radiculosa, 1392 nucleotides. RefSeq lists its product as uncharacterized. The coding region runs from base 1 to 1392 and encodes 463 amino acids. Lineage: Eukaryota; Fungi; Basidiomycota; Agaricomycetes; Polyporales; Fibroporiaceae. The record is from RefSeq and is a predicted model, not a curated record. The transcript has 3 exons.
AUGGUGCACCUCUCUCGUGCCCACCAUCUGCAGAUGACGACUUUGCUUGCCACCAUACUUCUUCGACUCGUCACACGAGAUAACGACUCGGUGCUUGGACCAGAACCCAAUGGAGGGGAGGUGUGGUGCGGAACUGAAAACGGGGUAGACGGCAGAGCUGAAUCUUUGGUGUCUAUUCCAAAUACCGUUCCGUCGGAUGCUGAUGUAUCGCUUGGGCAUUCGAUUCAGCUUCCAAUUGAAGUGUGGGAGAAGGUGAUUGACGUUCUGGCGGAUGAAUGGGUGGACCCCUUCCGGCGUGACAAGACGUAUGAAGCCAGGCUACGAGCACUAGGAAGGGUAUGUCGAGGGUGGCAUGUUCGAUGCCGCUUUCGUGCCUGGGAGAAGCUUGAUGUAGAUCACAUGGACAAGACAGAAGUCUAUCACCUGAUCAAUGCACUGAACCAGGAUCCCGAGCGCUGCCAUACCAUGAAAACGGUCUCAUUUUAUUUUGGGAGGAUGUCGAUUGGCCUGUUUGGGACAUUUGUUGUGUGCACGGCACAGAAACUGCCCCGAGUCAAGCGUCUCAUACUCGGGGGGUGCGAGUGGGACACUGGGCAGCUGCACGCGCAGGUCUUCGUCCACAUCACUCUCGCAUUCGAGUCGGUCACUGUGCUCGAGCUCGACCAUGUGCGAUUCCCUUCUGCGGUGGUAUUUGGGCGGCUCGUGCAUGCACUCCCGCGGCUGUCAUCCCUCAAAUGCUGGAGCGUGUUCUUCGAGAGGCGUGGCGAUGUCGCGGGCCGAAUCUGGGAAUUGCAUCCCCUCCGACUCGACUCAGCCGAAGUGUUGGACAGCGAUGAUGUCGUUGACUUCCUCGUCUCGAUCGGCGCGCAACUACGCCACCUCUCCUGGCGUGAUGAGAGCUUGGAAAAGUGCCAGGAGCUGCUCCCCGUGACUGCCGAAUCGCUCUCAUCCAUCCAGAUCGACAUCACUGAAUAUUCAUUCGUUCGACGAUUUUCACCCACAGACUUCCUGAUCGAUUUUACGCCAGCUGUCAACCUGCGUGUCCUUUCGAUCUCUUCUCACUUCCAAGACUUGGACACAGUGGCAAACAGGCUGUCUCGCGUGUUCCUUCCCAAGCUGGUCGAGGUUACGAUCAUCUCAACGUUCGUGCAUACCGAGAUAUUCCCUUCGUUAAAUAUCCAGGACGAGCUCGAAGAGGUCAGGAUGGAUUCCUAUGCACUUCUUGACCAGGCGUUCUCCAGUCGUCUGUAUCCCGCCUUGAAAAAGGUCACGUUCAAGCUUCACUGUCGGACUCCGCGCAGCAAAGUGAUGGAGGUGAUAUCCGAGGAGUCCUGGAGGACUCACUUUGCAUCAAAUCUUCCUGCUCUGCACACCAGUGGACGACUUGUGUGA